AAGAAACUCUUUUUGCGCUUUCGAGAUAGUGAUGAAGUGUAACAGCAUUUUCCGUUUUCUGGUCCAUGUGUUUUACUUCUUAAAAUAAAGUAAUAUUGGAGGAUUCUCUUGUUUUAAAGUACUUGUUUGUUGGAAAAAAUGUAUAAAAACAAAAAAGAUGUUGACGUUCACGUGGAAAAACUAAUGUCCAAAUUAUCACUGAAAGACUUCAAAGCCAGAGCUUACUCGAUCGCGCGUUUAUAUUUUGAAGUGGGCGACUACGGAAGUUGCCAAAAAUAUGUGGAACAAUACCUUACCCAUAAAGCUAAUAAUGCAGCUGCCCACAAACUUCUCGGCCAAACCUUUCAAAAGAUGGGUUGCAAAGAGAGAGCAUUUGAAGAAUUUAAAAUUUCACUCGACCUUGACCCUGCUCAGACAAGUAUUAUUCUAGAUAUUUGCGAAUUACUAGUAGAUGAAGAUACUGGUAUUGAUGCUGGAAGAGCAAAAUACUGGUGUGAAAAAGCAGAAGCAACAUUUCCAAAACAUCCAGUUACAUUUAAAUUAAGAGAAAAACUUCUUACUAUUGCUAAUCCUGAUCCCGAAGCAUUGACCAAACUGCUAAAGUCUGAACUUUCGGCUCGGCCAAAGGAUGCAGUUCUACAUUUUCGCUUAUUGAAGCAUUAUUUGGAUACAAAUAAAGCACAGGAAGCAUUUGAUCACUGCUGUAAUGUGGAAUUUGAAAGACCACCAUUUUUGAACAAUUUUGCAUGGUAUGAAAUAAUGUCUGAAGUACUCAAGCGCAAUUCCAAUAAGAGCAAUGAUUGGUUAUUUCAACUUCUGUUUCUGACUGUCAAGGAGAGGCUUUGUACACUGAGUCUUACAGAGAUACCGCAGGGUCAGUGUAAAAGUUUAAUUGAAUCAAGGGAACUUCUUAAUGACUAUGAUCAGUCAAUAGCAACUGUUACAAAAGCUGGCCCUACACCAGGUUUAGCUGAAUUUCAUGCUAGUCUUUUACAACAUCACCGUGGCCAAUUUUCAUUCCUAGCUGCAACUUUUAUACUGAAAAAAGCUAAAAAAGAUCAACUCAACUGGCAUGAUGCUACAAAAUUAUCUUCAAUAUUAAUGCUCAUGUCAUGGCAAUCAUCUCCUGUUAGUCCCAAUGUUAACUGGCUUAAUGGUGCACCUGAAAAACAAAAAAAAGCUGUAUUUCGAUGGUAUAUUGAAGGAGCUUACAGAUGUUCACAAUCUGGUUACUUCAUCUUUAUUAACCACCAGGAUAAAACCCAGUUAUUUUUAAAUCAAAUAUCCCAAUUUUGUUCUGGCAAAAAUUGGAAAGAUAAAAUUUAUGACAACUUAUUUUCUAGAGAAGACAAAAACAAAGCAGAUUCAUAUCUCACAUCUAAUUUCUUUAAUGCUCCGUCUUUAAGACUUCCUAGAAAAGUGGAAAUACAAGGAUAUGAUAUAGAUGCUCAAAAACAGUAUCCAAAUUCACUUCACCAUUUUGUGUGGAUAUUGAUUAAUUAUAAUGACUUUGGUGAUUUUAAAUGUACUAUUUUUGAUAUGCUUAAACCAACAGUGACAACUUGUGGCCCUGAGACAUUAAAUAAGUUAGACAUUUUAGCUUUUCUAUACAGUGCUGCUUUAGCUGCUCAAAAGCAAAAAAGUAAAUUUAAUUAUAUUCCAGCUGAUGCUCCAAUUAUCAUACCAGCCAACAUAACAGACCUGCUGUGCUCACUGCCACAGAUUAAGUGGUGGGAUUGCGCAUAUAAAUUCAGUCAAAAUGAACUGGGUAUUGAAUUUACUGAUAUUCGUUCAACACUAACUAGAGGAAUUGAGGUUGUAAGAUGUGUUGACAAUCAUGGCCUAGACCCUGAACUGCUAUGUACACUUGGACGUAUCUUUGAUAAACUGUCUCAACUUGCACCAAUUGAAGACAAAAAUGUAUACGAAUCAAGGGCAAAACUAUAUUACACCUCAGCAAUACCACUUUUAGAAAAGUUGAAAAGUAAAUCUGUUAUUAAAUUACCAGCAAAGAGGUUAUUUGAUUAUACCCACAAAGAAUUUGAUAAUAAAGAUUUAAAUAUUUUGUUACAAGAGAGUAAGCUAUUUGUAGCUUUAAGCCAUUAUAAUGAAUGUGAGUAUGUAAAAGCUAUCGAAAUAUUAUCUGAUUUAACAACUCCUGACAGUUUUUACUAUCUGAGUGAAUCAUACAGAAAACUAGCAGAGGAAGAAAAGAGCACAUCUAAGUUUAACGAAAAUAUUUCCAAAUAUGCAACAUUAUUAGGUAAAGCCAAAAAUUAUGCUUACAAAUCACUAGAAACAAUUAAGGAAAAAGAUUCUUACAAAACAUUGCCAUUGUAUUCAUAUAUCCAAAUCUUAAUUGACACUAUAGAAUCUGAUCUUAGUAAGAUAGACAAAAAUUUAUCAGUUUCACUUUUGAAUGAUGGUGAUAGAAGAUAUUCUUCUGAUGAGAAUGCAUUUGAAAUUGAAAAUGUUCCUUUAGUCUCUAAAAGCAUUUCUCAAUUUAGUCGCAAUCUAAGUUCUACUCCAAAACAGUCAAGUAAACAGUUAUUAAAUAUGAAUUCGACAAAUUAUCGUACAGCUUUAGAUUCGCAAGUCUUCGACAACACAAAUUUUGAUCCAAAUUUGCUUGAUAGAAUUGAGAAACAAAUAAAAAAUCUUCAAAAAAGGGAUGCAACUAUAGAUGAUUUUAUGGAACAAACAAAGAAUUGGUUUGAUGAAAACAGGAAAUUAGGAAAUCAAAUUAUAAAUACUAUCCAUUCAAAUAUAGAAAAUACGACGGAACAAUUUAAGCUUCUUAAAAUAUCAGUUGACCAAGUAAAGGAUCAAGUUUCGGAAUGUAGAAAUGAAUGCAAGGAUGUUGCUGAUUUGAAAAAACAAAUUGCUGAACUCAAAAAAGAAGUAAACAAAUUAAAGAAAUCAUCUUCAGAACAAACACUCAACGAGAGUGAUCUUUAUAACUUGGAUGAGGAAUACAGGUCAAAUGAAAAUGCAAAUACUUUCGGGAAUCAGUUGCCAUUUACUGCACCCCAAGUCAUGCCUCCAUUCACACAAAGAAUUGUUCCCCCAUUUCCAGUACCACCUAAUCCAUAUCAUCUUUAUGGUCAAAAUUUAUAUAACCUAUACAAUCAAUACUCUCAACUAACACAAAAUUCUUCAGUCCCUGGUGCACCAACUAUGUUUGAGCCAAAUAGAGCCUCAGUUAAUUAUCCAGGUGUUUAUCAAACUCCUGACCAAAUGUACCUUGAUGUUGCUCAUUUGAUUCCACCUACUAUACCACCUAUUCCUGCAGUAGUUCCAUCCGUUCCUAAUGUACCUACUGUUUCAUGUGUACCAUCUACAAUAGCAAAUUCUGCAUCUACUUCUUCAAGUAAAGUUAUUCAACAAUCUUCGGAUGGUAAAACUUCCUCUAGAUCGUUGCCUGUAAAUGUAGUGAUAACUUCUUCGGACCCACUACCCACUACUUCUGCUCCUGCACCAAUACUAAGCGUGACAAUCCCUCAAAAACACAUAAAAGGAACUCCACACAACUAUCAGAUACCAAUGCCUAUUAAUACUGAAACUAGUUUGGCAGCUCCACCUGUUUUUAAUUUUCCGUCAAAUAAUAAAAUGACAACAGCAAAUAUAUCCACAUCUACUUCCAGCAAUAUUCUUUCGAGUUGGAAUAAGCCUGGCACUUUAACACCAAACCAAAAUACUAAUUUCUUAGACCUGAAUAAUUCUUCCAAGUCUGUAGGUGAUGGGGUAUUUACAUUGUCUUCACCAAAUACUAGUUUAAAUAAAUCGAGGACACUAUCUGAAAGAAGCAAUACCUCAAUAGAAAAUUAUGAUCCUUGUCCAGAUUUUAAACCAAUAAUACCAUUACCAGCUGAAGUAAAAGUUACUACAGGUGAAGAAAAUGAGACUGCAAUAUUUUGUGCUCGUGCUAAAUUAUUUAGGUUUAUAGAUAAGCAAUGGAAAGAAAGAGGUAUAGGUGAGAUGAAACUUCUUAAACAUAAUGAGACAGGAAAAGUUCGAGUACUAAUGAGAAGAGAACAAGUGCAUAAAAUUUGUGCAAACCAUAUAAUCAUACCUGAAAUGGAAAUAAAACCAAUGAAAAAUGAAAACAAGGCAUACUUUUGGGUUGCUAAUGACUUUGCUGAAGAGACGGUUAUCCUAGAAAAAUUUUGUAUUAGAUUUAAAUCUGUUGACAUUGCCAAAAACUUUUAUGACACAUUUGAAAAAGCACGAAUUGAAAGUUCAGCUAUUGCAGACAGUGUUACAAAAACAAUCGUACCACCUAACACUACAACUCUCACAACUGUGUCGAAAACUGAAUCAAAACCUGAAACAAAGGAAUCACAACCAACCAAAACAGUAAUUGGUGGAUUCACUUUUAGUACUACACCUUCAUUUAAAACAGUUACGGAAGUUUCAAAAGAGGAAACGAAAACCAUUGAACCAGUGACAACCAAGGUUAGUGUUUUCAGUGGAUUAACAUUUAAACCAACAAAUAGUUCUCCAUUUACUAAUGUUUUCAGUACAAUGUCUAACCAAAAAAGUGAAAUACCUAAAGUAGGAGAAUCAUUACGCAAAUUAAAUACUUCAGACACUAUUGAGGAGUUUGAACCAACAGUUGAUUUUAAACCAGUUGUACCAUUACCAGCUUUAGUUGACCAAAAAACAGGAGAAGAAGAUGAAAUAAUAUUAUUUGAGCAUAGAGCAAAAUUACUAAGAUUUGAUGCAAACAAUAAGGAAUGGAAAGAGCGUGGCUUAGGAAAUAUAAAAUUAUUGGUACAUAAGGAUAAUAAUCAAAAAUUACGCUUGCUUAUGAGACGGGAACAAAUUAUGAAAGUUUGUUGUAAUCAUGCAGUAACAAAAGAAAUGACUUUCCAAAAAAUGCCAAAUAUGGAUAAAGCUGUUACAUGGUGUGCCCAAGAUUUUUCAGAUGGUGAAUUAGUACCAGAAACUUUCUGCUUACGCUUUAAAAAUGUGCAAAUUUGUGAUGACUUUAUUGAUGCUGUUAAAACAGCGCAAUCUCGUUUAGGCGAUGAUAUCAAAGCUGCUAAAGAAGAAAAGAACAUUGCCCAACAAAAUAACCAAAGUGGGUUUGGGGAUCAAUUCAAAUUAAAACCAGGAUCAUGGCAAUGUACUGCAUGUUAUACUAACAAUUUAGAAAGCUUUAUUAAAUGUGCCUGCUGUGAAUCACCAAAACCUCAAGUUAUUAAAGAAAAUGUUAAUUCCACGUGGGGUGAUAAAUUUAAAGCAAAACCUGGAACAUGGGAAUGUAAACAGUGUCUUAUUCGUAAUCAAGCCGAUGGCGUAAAUUGCAUUGCUUGCAAUAGCCCUAAAGAACCGCAUUUAGCCAAGGCAGACGCUAAAGUGAGCAAAGAAAAUGUUCCAAAAUUCAAUUUUGGCAUCAGUCCUCAAUUGACGACUACAAAAGAAUUAGUACCCAAUAAGACUGUAGCAUCUGGGUGGGGAGAUAAAUUUAAACCCAAAGAAGGUUCCUGGGAAUGCAAACAAUGUUUUGUUAGAAAUGAAAAAGAUGUAAAAACAUGUACAGCAUGUAAUAGUCCAAAAGAUCCAGGUUCUUGCAGUUCUGAAGUCAAAUCUAUACUCAGUAACACCCCUACCCCGAAAUAUACUUUUGGCAUAUCUCAAAAGUCUAAUGAAACAAAUAAUGUACCCACAUCUUCUCUUUUCAAUACAAAUGCUUCCCAGACAUUUAAGUUUGGUAUUUCGCCCAACAAUGACUCCAGUAUUAAAGCAUUUGGUGAUAAUUCCAAAAACUCUGUACUCAAUCUUCAAAAACCUUCUAAUGGCAGUGAUGUUCAAGCAGAUAUAAAAUCAGAUAAAAAUGAAAACGAGAAUAGUCAAAAACCAGCUUUGUUACCAACACCUUCUAAUGCAGUCAAAUUUGGAUCAAAAGAGGGUGGAACAUUUGAUUUUGCAUUCAAGCCAAAGUCACCUGUGAAAAGCAAGAGUCCUCUAAAAUCUCCAAAAAGUGUUAAAGGAGAAGAAAGUGGCGAUGAUGAGUAUGUGUCAGAAGAUGAAGGAGCUCAUAUACAUUUCAGUCCUGUGAUUCCUAUGCCUGAUAAGGUUGAAGUGGUAACUGGUGAAGAAAAUGAAGAAGAACUAUAUGGUCAUAGAGCAAAAUUAUUCAUAUUUUCUGCAAGUGAGUGGAAAGAACGUGGUAUAGGAAUUGUUAAAAUAUUGAAACACAAAGAUAAUGGGAAGUUGAGGAUUCUAAUGCGCCGUGAACAAGUUCAUAAAAUAUGCCUCAAUCAUGUUUUAUCUCCGGAUGUGAUAUAUAAGCCAAAAGAUGAGAAAACAUGGUUGUUUGCAGCCAAUGAUUAUAGUGAUGGAGAUUUACAACUUCAACAAUUUUGUCUUAGAUUCCAAAAUAAAGCUAUUGCACAGCAAUUUAAACAGGAGGUUGACAAAGCUAUCAAAAAUAAGUAUGGGGAGAUAGAAGAAAAGAAAGAUGUGGAAUUAAAUGACUUAGAUGAUGUAAUUUUUGUAUCUGAAAUACAAGCUUCUACUGAAGAACAACAAAAGGCCAAAGAACUGAUGUUACCAGAAAACUUUUAUACUUACAAAAAUAAAAGCCCAUGUGAAGGGUGUCGAGGCUGUGAAGACGAUGAUGAAAAAGCAGAACAAACUGCAUUUAAAUCUCAAUCGCAAUCCGACAAUUACAACAAGAAUGAAGAUGAUGCAUCAACUCCUAUAAAAUCAUCAGCUGUUAAUCUACGAAGUAGUUUGAGUAGCUAUGGUACUCCCUCAGCCUCAAACAGGACAAUGGAUAAUUCUAUUUUCCAAACACCAUUAGGCAAUACAGGUCCCUAUAAUGAAAAUAGUUCACCCUCUACAUUGCACAAUACAUUAACCGGCAACAAACUUAACAUGUUUGGUGGGCUUUUUAAACAACAACCAUCGACAGAUUUAACUUCCAGUGAAAGUAGUGCAAUUAAACCUGUAACUUUUGUAAGUGCUGGUUUUGUACAGACUCCUACUACUGGUGCGAAAAGUUCAAUUUUGGCCGCACCUAAGUUUAAGGCUCUUAAUGCCCUUGGAGAGCAGCAGAACACUACACCAAAAGUUUCAUUUGCAUCUGAUGAACCUAAAAGUAUGUUUGGAUCAUCUGAGCCAAAAAAUUUAUUCGGUUCUGGUACAGGAAAUUUAUCUGGAGCCACUAACUCACAAAAAAACAUCUUCUCGAACUCGGGCAUAUCAACAAAUACGUCUAUAUUUAAAUCUGCAUUAAAUAAAAACAAUGAAACAAAUGAUUCUGAUGUGAAAUCAGUAUUUUCUAUUGAUGAACAAAAGCCAGUUAAUUUAUUCAGUGGAUCAUCACAAGGAAGUUUAUUUGGUCCAACAGUGCUGAAAACAAACGAAAUUAAACCUUCUAGUGGAAUAUUUGGCCAAUCUUCUACUUUUUCAUUUGGUAAUUUAAACCCAAAUGCUCAAGAUGCUACAAAGCCCGCAACUAGUGAUAAAUCUACCAUAGCUCAUAACAUUUUUAACACCCAAGAAAAAAGCACUAAUGAGGCGAAAAGUUUAUUCUCAGCAGCAAAUUUGAGCACUAAACCAAUUGAUAAAUCGGAUAACAGUGGCCAUGCUAAAGAAGCGUUAAAGAUACCUGAUGUCUGCUUGUCGUUUGCGGAAUUAUCUUCGAGUACCACAGAAUUUGCCAUUCCAAAAAAAGCAGAUUUUAAAUGGGAAGGUGCUGGGCAACAGCUUUUUGUUAGCGCAUCCGGCAAAGAGGAGGUUAACCCUCCUGGUAACGAUGCAGCCGACAAGUCGAAUACGAGCGCUACUGGCGAAGAUGAAUACGACCCGCAUUAUGAGCCCAUAGUUCCACUACCAGAUAAGAUUGUUGUUACCACUGGCGAGGAAGACGAGGAAAAACUAUUUGGCGAACGCUGUAAAUUAUAUCGCUUCGAUGAAAAAACUCGUGAAUGGAAAGAACGUGGCAUUGGUGAAAUGAAAAUAUUGUAUCAUCCAGAGAGAAAAACAUAUCGUAUGCUACUCAGACGGGAACAAGUACAUAAAGCAGUAUUGAAUAUGUUGCUAUUCAUAGACCUGGAGCUAUUUCCAAUGAAGAAUUCCGAUUGUGCUUGGAUGUGGGCGGGCGUUAAUUAUGUUGAUAGCGCGGGCGAACAAGAGACUCUUGCUGUGCGUUUCAAGUCCGCCAGCUUGGCCACUAAAUUCCAGGAAAAAGUACUUGAAUGUGUUCGCAAACUACAAGUAGCCGCAGCGGAAGCAAUACGCAAAGAGAAAGAAGCAAAUGAAAACACGGCCGGCGGUAUCGCACCACUCAGACUUCCCAAGCAUCUCCAGGACAGUGCACGUGCUGAUAAAGCAAUGUCUUCAUUGACUUCACCUUUCAGUCAAUCCAGUACGAGUUCGCAAAAUAUAGAAAGGAGUUCCGAUAAUGAUAAUAAACAGAAUGGUAUUUUUCAAAGUUCGGAAUUAAGUGCGGGCUUAAAACAAGUGCAUUUUGAAGAACAACAAGAACAAGAUGAGGAUGAAGAAGAUUAUGAACAUGAUUAUGAUGAACAUGCUGGUGAUUCAGAAGAUUAUUACAAUGAAGAAGAGGAGGAAGAGUCAGCGGUGUACUACGCGUGCGACGGCGAGGUGGCCAUCGAAGAAGACGGCGCGCAGAGCACGUGCAAAGAUGCGCGUGUGCAAGUGUUGUUCGACAACGACGUGUGCUCGCCGAAAAUACUCGUCACCGACUCCAAUACCGGCGAAAUACUCGCCGACAUGCUUAUACAUACCGAUACAGAGUUCCAGAUUAUUGGUGACACCUGUUCAUGGUCAGGUAUAGACUACACAAGGAACACGCCGGCUGACAAGAAAGUUACAGUCUAUUUUCCCGAUAGUCAGACAACAAUGGAAUUCUAUGAUAGCUGUGAGACCAGUAAAGCGUCGACCUAUGUAUCAAAUGAUCCCGAGUCUUAAAUAUUUUAGCGUAGUUAUUGUCAUGUCAUUUUAGCUACCUAUGUAAUUCAACUAGUUGUAGUUAUUAUAAUAAGGGUUGUGAAGUUCGGUGUAUGUCUUGUAGUAAAGUAUUAUGUUUUGCUCGAAGCGUGUUUUUAUUUUUAUUUUUGACAAAUGCCGAAAAACUGUACGUAAUUUUUUUGAGGCGUUAUAGAAAUUAAUUGAGUAGCAAGCUGCAGUUGACUUUUGUAGUUUUAAAUACUUUCCAUGUUUUCGUUGCUUAAUAUCUUUCCCAGUGUUUAUUGCUUAAAAUACAAUUUUCGAUUCCAACUACUGCAGCUUGAUAAACCUUUUGACGAUCAGUGUAAUGUUGUUAUUGUAAUAUCAUAUUAUUAUCGCUUUAAUCAAGCAUAUUUUUCAUUAUCAACAAGAAGAUCUGAUCAAUGUUUGUUGAUUUUUCCUUUAAAAGGAAAUAUUUAAGUAAGUAAUGUAAUGUUAUAAAUGAAUAUUGUGUAAAUUAUUAUUAUUGAUUUUAUUGGUCAGGUCUUUUUGAUUAUUUUACAAUAAUUAAUAGCAAAAAUAUGUUGGUUUCCAUGUGCUUUGAAUAUCGAUUCCUUGAAAUGAUCAUUAAGGCUGAAAAGGAGCUCAGAAUUCGAAACAAUAAAAACGAGAAACGGAGAUCAGAGUGCCAGGUAUUCAAUAUUUUAGUAUAAAAAACGGGUAAACAAAGCACAUUUCAGUAAUAUUCCUUUUCUCGUUUGAAUUGUAAAUUAUGCUAUUAUAUUAACUGCAAUAAAAUACUUAAUUCGAAU
Zerene cesonia (dogface butterfly) is the source of this 9737-nucleotide messenger RNA. Its product is annotated as E3 SUMO-protein ligase RanBP2-like. Lineage: Eukaryota; Metazoa; Arthropoda; Insecta; Lepidoptera; Pieridae. Gene Ontology annotation, molecular function: GTPase activator activity; protein binding. The transcript is spliced from 11 exons. The record is from RefSeq and is a predicted model, not a curated record. Gene Ontology annotation, cellular component: nuclear pore; cytoplasm. Gene Ontology annotation, biological process: intracellular transport. The coding region runs from base 139 to 8946 and encodes 2935 amino acids.